UGCUGUCAUAAACAGCGAAUUACUAUUUGAUGAUUGUGAUUUUUUGAUCAUUUUUUGAAACCUAUUCGUACGUAGUUACGGUGUUUCUUGAUUAGGUAGAAUAGAUAGACAUUAGAAAUAGCAUUAUAUAAAAAUGGAUAAACCCUACAAACUAAGCUGUUGUCUUUAUGGACAUACUCUAGAUGUAAGGUCAUUAGCGGUUACUUCAGGAAACGCUAUUUUAAGCGGAUCCAGAGAUAAAUCCGCAAAGUUCUGGAAACCCAAUGGGUUCAAUGCUUCUUACAAUGAGUUCAUAUCUUAUAAGGAUCAAAAAAAUUUUGUUGCUAGCGUUUUGUAUAUAGAACCUUCCAAUGAAUUUCCGGAAGGUUUAGUUAUUACAGGUGGUAACGAUAGCGUUAUAUUGAUAUACAAGCCUUCAGAGCCUUUUUCGUGCGGCUCUAUCAAAGAACACUCUAAUACAGUUAGUUGUUUAUCAAAAGGAGUUGCACCAAAUUCAUUUAUAAGUGGAUCUUGGGACACCACAGCUAAAUAUUGGGUUUUAAACAAGGACUCUCAAACUCAAACCUCCCUUUCAACAUUGAAAGGUCACACGGCGGCAGUAUGGUCAGUAAUCCAAUUACAAGACUCAAAAAUCGUGACUGCUUCAGCUGACAAAACAAUUUGCUUUUGGGAUGAGAAAGGAACUCUACUGAAAACACUCAGUGGACAUACAGAUUGUGUGAGAGGUCUCUGUGAUGUGCCAGAAUCAAAUUUAUUCCUCAGUGUAUCCAAUGAUGCUUCUAUAAAAUUAUGGUCUUAUGAUGGAUCUAAUGUAGAGACUUUUUAUGGCCACACAAAUUAUAUUUAUAGUAUUGCCAAAUGUAAAAAUGGUAGUAAUUGCUUUGUUACCUCUGAUGAAGAUAGAACCGUGAAAAUUUGGAAAGACGGUGUAAAUACUCAAACGUUUCAGCUACCAGCCCAAUCGGUAUGGGCAGUAGCAACACUAAGUAAUGGAGAUAUUGUAACAGGAUCAAGUGAUGGUGUUGUGAGAAUAUUCACUCAAGAUGAAGGUAGAAUUGCAGAUGCUUUUACUCUGUCGAAGUAUGAGGAAGAAGUGGCUGCUUUAACUGUGCAAAAUAGUCAAGAAUUAGGGGGAUAUAAAGUUUCAGAUUUGCCGGGGCCAGAGGCAUUACUGGAAGAGGGCAAAAAACCAGGACAAAUUAAAAUGAUACGCGAACCAGCUGGUGUUGUAGCUUACACAUGGACUGUUGAAGGAGGUAGGGGCUUUUGGAAUAAAGUAGGAGAUGUAGUUGGCGCAAAUAGUGAAGAAAACAAGGGCAAAACACAGUUUGAAGGAAAAUACUAUGACUAUGUAUUUUCUGUUGAUGUAGAAGAUGGAAAGCCUCCUUUAAAACUGCCAUAUAAUAAAGGAGAUGAUCCAAAUGAUGCUGCACAAAAUUUUUUGGUGAAAAACUCUUUGCCUUUUGUAUAUUUAGACCAGGUUGUAGACUUUAUACUCAAAAAUAGUGGUCAACAACAACCAACCACCACUACUAGUGACUAUGUUGAUCCUUUCACUGGAGGCUCAAGAUAUAUGCCAUCGGGAAAUAAUCAAACCCAAUACCAAGGCAUGAAUGUUGAUCCUUUUACAGGUGGUAGUAGUUAUAGCACAAGAACCUCAACAGCUACGAACAUGGAUGUGUCAAGUGGGGCAAAUACGGAUCCUUUUACUGGCGGUAUGAGCUACACGACAGCCACCAACAAGUCCAGCUCGUAUUUUCCUCAACAAAGAUAUCUUCCUUUCGAGAUAGGCGACCCUAAUGUAAUUUUAAACAAGUUGAAAGAAUUCAAUCGUAAAGUAGGAGAUGGGUCGAACUCCGUUGAGGAGAAAGACCUUGAGCUAUUUGUUAGUUUAUGUAAGGGGCCGGUUACAGAGAUGGAGGUUUUCGACAUUAUGUUCAAGUUGUUAGAAUGGCCAGAAGAUAUGAUUUUCCCAGUCUUGGAUGUAGUUAGGAUAGCAGUGAAGCAUGAAAAAAACAACGAACUUAUAGUUGCCUUAGGAAGUGACCAAAUUAUGGGAAAAUUGAAACAUUUUAUCAGCGAACAGUGCUCUGUAGUUAACAAUAAAAUUGUGGCAUUAAGGACUUUGAGUAAUUUGUGUCUUCACAGUCCUGGAGAAACCUUGAUGUUCAAUAACCGAUUUGAUGUUGUUGAGAAUAUUACUUCAAUGAGGGGGCUAAAUAAAAAUGCACAGAUUGCUGUUGCUACUCUCCUAUUGAAUUUGACUGUUUUAUGCCAAAGAAAAACUGAUGACUUAGGAAUAUCCGUAUUAGUUGAUGUUGCACAAGAUAUUCUCGCAACACUAUCUGAUCCAGAAUCUCAGUUCCGAACAUAUGUUGCAUUAGGCACAUUGCUGACACCUAAUUCAGUUGACAGUACAGAAGUUAGACUUAAACUCAAAACAAACACUAAUUUCAUGAGAUUAUUGAAUGAACAUAGUUCGACCUAUAAUGGCGAUAUUGAAAAGAAGAGAAUGGAGUGUGCAAAGGAUGUAAUGAAACUAUUAUAAUUCUUUUCAAUUUAUUAAACUAAAAACUUGUGUCUACCCAAAUUUAUUUAAUAAACUAUUAUGGUUGAAUUUCCAAUUCACCUUUUUUAGCCUUGA
Harmonia axyridis is the source of this 2644-nucleotide messenger RNA. It is a transcript of the gene Plap, whose product is annotated as phospholipase A-2-activating protein. The transcript is spliced from 12 exons. The coding region runs from base 134 to 2548 and encodes 804 amino acids. Gene Ontology annotation, molecular function: ubiquitin binding. Gene Ontology annotation, biological process: proteasome-mediated ubiquitin-dependent protein catabolic process; ubiquitin recycling. The record is from RefSeq and is a predicted model, not a curated record. Gene Ontology annotation, cellular component: cytoplasm; nucleus. NCBI's taxonomy places the organism in Eukaryota, Metazoa, Arthropoda, Insecta, Coleoptera, Coccinellidae.